Molecule: messenger RNA, 2567 nt
Organism: Leptomonas pyrrhocoris
Lineage: Eukaryota; Euglenozoa; Kinetoplastea; Trypanosomatida; Trypanosomatidae
Exons: 1
Coding region: 192-2567 (791 amino acids)
Biological process (GO): mRNA splicing, via spliceosome; generation of catalytic spliceosome for first transesterification step
Cellular component (GO): U2-type catalytic step 2 spliceosome; post-mRNA release spliceosomal complex; Prp19 complex
Molecular function (GO): protein binding
Source: RefSeq, a predicted model, not a curated record
GUCCAGGUGGACUCCACGGCGUUGCGUGCAUCGUCGAGAUUUUCUUUUCCUUAUUUUGUAUAUUGAAGUGCGAGCGACGCUUCCGUGUCCUCUCGAAUCGUCGCAGCCGAGUUCGUCUUUCGGUUGCCUGCUCUUCGCCGCGGCAGUCGGUGUUCCCUCAAACACACAAACAAAGAAAAACUGCGAGAAGGAUGGACAAUGACGCGAAGGUGAACGCACUGCAGUGGGAGGUCGUGAAGGACACGACACCGUCGCCCAAGACGUGGGUGGAGCUCGCACGCACGACGGCAGCGGUGACGUCCGCCGACGCCGUGGAACGCGCCAACGCCGUGACGUUGGUGUACGAGCGGGCGCUGCGGGCCUUUCCCUCCUCGUAUAAGCUGUGGAUGGCGUAUAUCCGCUACCGCCUGCUGGAGACCAGCGAGUUGUGCAGCCCUAACGAGUGGUUUCAGAGUGUGCGGGAGGUGUACGAGCGUGCGGUGGCGGAGCUGCCGAGCAUGCCGCUGAUCUGGCUGGGCUUCAUUGAGUUUGUGAUGGGGUCACGCGUGCCGCGGGUGACGAUGACGCGCCACAUUCUGUCUCGAGCCCUCGCGGCCCUGCCGGCUACGCAGCACCAUCUCAUCUGGAAGGUGGCGAAGAAGUGGUGUAGUACGCCGGCCGUGCCUGGUGCUACGGUGCGGGCGGUGUGGCGCGUGUUUUUGUCCUUCCAGCGCUCCCUGCGCGCCAAGCGGGAGUACUUCAACGUGCUGGUGGAAAAGAAGGACUUUAACAGCUUUUUGCAGGAGUGCGUGCAUCUCGGGCUGCCGCAGGAAAAAGUGAAAGGCACUGCCGAGGAGCGCGAGAUGUUGCUGGCGGAUGUUAACUUUUGGGAAACUGUGCAGACGGCGCUGCAGGCACGAGGGUGGCGCUUCACCGGAAACGUGGCGGAGCUGAGGCAGCUGAUUGAGCUGGGCAAGUCGCGCUGUGCCUCGCCGAUGGAGUUGUCCAUGGCGUUUGCUGUCUUUCUCUACGGACAGGGCUACAUGCGAGAAGGUCGACAGGAGCUCCGCCGUCUGCUGGAUGAGUCACCCGAGGCGCACACGCUGACCACACUCUACCAACUCGCCGUCGAGGUCGAAGAUCAACUUGUGGAGUCGUUUGCGGUCGACCCUGCCAUUCGCCAGCUCGACGACGCCGCCUACGCACGCGUCGUGCAGCACCUCUUCGGCUCCGCCGACCCCCUCACCCACCUCUCCUCUUUAGCGCGCGAGUUUCCCCUUUUGCUGAACCAAGCACAGCUGCGCAACAGCCCUUACAACGCGGCGCUGUGGCUCAAACGGGCAGAGCUGGUGCAGGAGAACGCUUACGCUGGUCGAAGCUCGCCGCAGGAUUUGCAAGCGCUCUAUCGACAGGCCAUUCAGCAGUGCACGUCGGGUAUGUCACGCGUCGACGGCGCCGCCGCGCAGCUCUUCCAUUCCUACGCCCAGCUGCUGCUGCGUUCGAAACGGGUCGACGACGCGGUGGCGUUGCUGCACGAAGGGGGCUGGUGCGUUCCCUUCACGAGCACCGCCCUCAACGUUCAGCUGCUGGGGUUUUGGGUGGAGGUGCAACUGAUGACAUCCACCACCCCUGCUGCCGUGCGGGAUGCGCUGGCAGGGAAGCUGACCAGUGGGCUGGCGGCGUCUAACGGAGGUGGGGCGAAGCGCAGUCGCGCCGGACUUCUGCAAUCAUCGGUGGCCCUUCCGGAGGUGGUGCAGCACGCGCACGUGUGGACGCUGUGGUGCGAUGUGUGCACCACGUAUGACUCUGCCAACGAGGUGGCCUGGCGGAGAUUAGUGGAUGCGCUCGCCGGUUCGAAGUCCUUCACGGCAGAGUUGGCGUGUUACGUGGCGCGUAGGGCGUACGAAAGCGGACACGCGUCGAUGGCCGUGGCGUUGCUGGAGAGGGGCGUGGCGGCCCUGCGUCAGGCUCCCACCGCGCAGUUGUUUCUCCUCGAGCAGUACCUCUCGCUCCUCUGUGUGCAGCACGGCCAGCAGGUUCCUCUGCAUCAAUUUCGAGAGCUGUACAGUCUCGUCCAGCAGAUCACCCCCGUUGCCAUUCGAGCGACGCCAUCGGCCGUCAUGGAUCUUCAUUUUAGCUGCGCCGAGCUGGAAGCCACAAUCGGCCUUUACGGGACGGCGGUGCGCAUGGCGCAGGCGGUCACGAUCGUCGCCAUCACCGCGCUGCGCAUCAACACCGAUCACCUCCGUCUCCUGCAGGCCGCUCUCGAGCACUCCAUUUCGUUUACGGAGCGUCACAACGGCUACGACGCGGUGCGCGCGUACUGUGGCGAACUCGUGCGACACCUCCAGCACCCGUUGCUGUUGCAGCGCGUUGUGCUGCAUUGGGCCGCCAUCGAGAAGCGCACCGGCAAUGCGGCGCUGGCGCACACGAUUAUGGACGCCUGCAGCGACAGCCAGGACCCGGCGACGGAGCACGGAGAGGUGUACUGGCGGCUGUGGGAAUCACUCUGCACGCAGCGGAAGGAGUUCGAGAACGUGGCGCGUCGCCGACAGCAGGCGUCGAUCCGCUUUGCGGCGAACUCGUGA